CACCAACCCAAGACUGCCAAUCUUACUCUUUUGCCUCUUUUUUCUUGCUUCAAAUCAGUCGCUCUUUUCCGUUAUCAGCAUUUGGCAACCGGCGUAGUCCACACAGACACACCCUCCACCCAUAUAGUCAAGGCGGAGAAGCUGUGGAGGAUGUCAGGAUUCAUAACCACAAUCAAUCCGCGCACGCGAGCACCUUUCAAACCACAGAAGGCCAAUCGAGGGACCAGCAGCUGGCAACUUAAGCAAUAUGCGGAGGCGACACUGGGGAGUGGAAGUUUGAGGAAGGCGGUGAAGUUACCAGAGGGAGAGGAUAAGGACGAGUGGCUGGCGGUCAACAUCGUCGACUUCUACAAUCAAAUAAACCUCCUCUACGGCUCCAUCACCGAAUUCUGCUCUCCGCAGAGCUGUCCCGAGAUGAAGGCAACAGACGAGUUUGAAUACCUCUGGCAAGACACUGAGAACUUUAAGAAACCCACCAAAAUGCCUGCACCAGAAUACAUCGAGCACCUGAUGGCCUGGGUACAGAGCAACAUAGACAACGAGCAGAUGUUCCCAAGCAGGAUCGGCGUCCCAUUCCCCAAGACCUUUCCCGCUCUGCUUCGCAAUAUGUUUAAGCGCCUCUAUCGUGUUUACGCCCACAUCUACUGCCACCACUACCCCGUCGUUAUUGAGCUGGGCCUCGAGCCGCAUCUGAAUACGAGCUUCAAGCACUAUGUUCUGUUCAUUGAUGAGCAUGGGCUGGCGAGCGGAAGCAAGGAUUUCUGGGGCCCGCUGGGUGAUCUGGUGGAGAGUAUGCUGAGGAGUGAUUGAGGUCGCUUGGGAUGAAUCAUGGAUUUUGAUCAUCGAACAGUCAUCCCUGGGUCGUGAGAGUAUAUUGAGUGAACUCUAAGGACUAAAGCGCAUAUCCCAUGCUUCCUCCGGCGUUAGGUUGAGAUGGGGCUUGAACUGGAGCAUGGGUUAGAUGUGCAGAUGGAUAUUCGGAGGAGUCCUGGAGCACUCUUCUACUUAUGUAAUAAUGACGGAAAGUCUAAGUUGCCGCGUUU
Molecule: messenger RNA, 1043 nt
Organism: Lindgomyces ingoldianus
Lineage: Eukaryota; Fungi; Ascomycota; Dothideomycetes; Pleosporales; Lindgomycetaceae
Product: maintenance of ploidy protein MOB2
Exons: 5
Coding region: 151-810 (219 amino acids)
Biological process (GO): signal transduction; positive regulation of protein phosphorylation; cell division
Cellular component (GO): cytoplasm; nucleus
Molecular function (GO): protein kinase activator activity
Source: RefSeq, a predicted model, not a curated record